This is a messenger RNA of Cercopithifilaria johnstoni, 447 nucleotides long. The record is from the annotation of a GenBank genome assembly. Lineage: Eukaryota; Metazoa; Nematoda; Chromadorea; Rhabditida; Onchocercidae.
AUGUCAGAGAAUACGGAAACAGUGGCAUCCGAGAAGUCAGUAGAAGAAACGAAUAACAAACCGGAGCGGGAAUCAAGUAAAUUCGGUGAACUGCCGUUGACAUUGAGUGAACGACUGGAGAAGCUGAAUAAGAGUGAUUAUUUGAGCCGUUCAGCAGACGACCCGCGAUGGUUUGACCGAGAGUAUAAUCAGAAACAAAUCGAUUCCCCCUCCGACAGACCGUUUUGGUCAGCUCCGAUUGAUGCUCGCUAUCAGCAAAUAAAGAUGGGACGCCAUUGCAGUGAUUAUUAUCAGGAUUAUUACCGGUGCACCAACUUGUUGGGUGAAGAUUACAAACCAUGCAAAUUCUUCUACAACACUUUUAAGGAUAUAUGUCCAUCAUCAUGGAUACAGAAAUUUGAUGAAUGGAGAGAAGAAGGCGUGUAUCCGGGACAUUUUGAUCGUUAA